CACCAACUAUUAUGAUGAUCAAUCACCUCAUCUAGGAUAGACAUCCUUAAAUCCAAACCGCAUUCUAAAUGGAUCUCCGUAGCCUCGCCCCAUCACAGGCGGCGGGGCUAUCGGUAGGAAUGAAUGGAAUGAUGGAGCAACACAAUCGAAUACAAAACAAAGGCUUUACAGCACAAAUGAUGACCACAGAAUCACCCGGUAGAAAACCGCCUCCGGUCCAUACAACAUUUAAAAGAUUGGAAUUGGUCGGAAGAGGUGCUUAUGGAGCGGUAUAUAGGGGUGUGCAUAUCGCCAGCGGGAAGGCGGUAGCAUUGAAAGUCGUCAAUUUGGAUACGCCUGAUGAUGAUGUCUCAGAAAUUCAAAAAGAAGUCGCUCUACUGUCUCAACUGAGGGAAACCACGAGCAAGAAUGUAAUCCGAUACUGGGGCUGCUGGUUACAUGAAGCAGAAUUAUGGAUCGUGAUGGAUUUUGCUGAGGGAGGCAGUGUGAGAACGCUGAUGAAAGCCGGUCUGAUUGCAGAAAAGUAUGCUUGCAUCAUUGUACGCGAAAGUUUGAUCGCAUUGAGCUUUUUACACAAGAGUGGAAUCAUUCAUCGUGAUAUCAAGGCAGCCAACAUUCUCUUGACCACCGAAGGACGAAUUCAAUUGGCCGAUUUUGGUGUAGCAGCAACGUUGGUUUCCAGCAGCGUUCAUAGUCGAAGGAUGACAUUUGUCGGAACGCCUUAUUGGAUGGCUCCAGAAGUGAUCACUCAAGGUAAAUCAUACGAUCAAAGUGCAGAUAUAUGGAGUUUAGGGAUAACGGUAUACGAAAUGUUAAUGGGCAAUCCACCUUUGAGCAACGAAGAUCAAAUGCGGGUAAUCAUGAUGAUUCCCAAGAAUAAACCUGCAAGACUUCCUGCAGAAGGCAGUUUCUCCUCAGCUUUGCGCGAAUUUGUCGCACUAUGUCUCAACGAAGAGCCAAAGGAACGUCCAAAUUCUGACGAAUUGAGUAAGACAAAAUGGAUCAAAGCAAGUAUCAAAACGCCUGUGUCGAUCUUGAAAGAACUCAUUUCCUUAUACAAUGCAUGGACGAAGAGUGGGGGAAUGCGUAUGAGUCUUUUGGGAGCCGAAGCCAGUGAUCUCAAUGAUCCAGCUAAUCGCGAAUCCUUCAUCUUUGACAUUCCAGAUGGAGAGAAUUCGGGAUGGGAGUUCACCGAUGCGAACUUCGGAGGUUUUAAUAACAUGUCAAACACACCAUCAGGACCUGUUCGUGAUCAUCCACUCUUGCGACUCUUCGAGCAAGAAGGAGAUGAAUCAAUUGCUACAAACAAUGCCGGUCCUACUCAGGCAAACACUCCUCUCAAUCUUCCGCAAUACAAAGGUGCCGAAAUUCGUCUUGCACCGGCUCCUCCCCUUUUUGAUGCAGAAGUUACGGCAUCGGUACUGACUUCGACUACAAGUGCCUAUAGUGCCACAACAUUGUCAACAGCCAGACCUGCUGCAGCAAUCGAUGACAACGACAUUGACAAGAAGGCUUUCACGGGAACUGGUGCAAGGCCUUUCCGAUUUGGUGGAGGAGGCGGAGCAGUGGUUACGCCAGUGGAAGCAUCUGAGACAAUUGUACCUGCUCAUCAAGCAGAAAGUGGCGGAAAGAGUGCGGAAGAAGUUGAAGACUUUCCCAAUAGACGGAAGAGUUUUACAGCUUCUAAUCUUACAAGACACCUAGAGGAUUCCGAAAUGAUGCCGCCACCACCGCAUUCGAAUAACCCACUUCAACCUACUCCAGGCAGAUUGCACAAACGUCAAGGAAGUACAAUGAGCGCACAUUCCAAUAGUCUGCCUUACGACAGCAGCUAUCAUAAUGGCGUUGGUAUCCCUGGAAGGCACCUUCACGAAAGGACCGAUUCGAGUUCGAUCUAUUCACAUUCACCAGCUCAGAGCGAAUCAAGUAUACCUGGCAGUCUGGCAGGUCAAGAUCGAAGACCUCAACCGAAUGGCACACACAACAACAUCACGGGAAAUUCAAACUUUAAUGCUGCGAUGCCGCCAUUUGGCCGUUCAAUGAGCGAAAUGCCGUCAAGCCAUAUUCAGGCAAUCUCUUCCAUUGCUGGAAGACAAAACGAUGCAAUGUCAAAUUUGGCAAGCCCAAUAGCAGAGGGCAAUCGUAGACCAUCAUUGCAAACUUCAGCUUCGACGACAAAUGCUACUUCCAGUGCCGGAGGAGCAUAUCCUAUGCCUUCAUUCGCAGCUCGAUCAGGAAUGGGAAUACGCAGCAGAAGUGGAAGCAGGCCCCGUUUGGCAGCAAUGGAAAUGGAUGGUGUAGAUAUCAAUGGUCACUAUGUCGGAUCCAGUGCGAUGCCUCCGCCUCCGUUACCCAGUAUGGCCGGUAAUUAUAAAGCAGGCUUCUCGAAGCAAGCUGGAGGCAUGCCAGUACGGCCGUCAGCUAGUCCAGGAGGAUCAAUGGUAUUAGGAUCACCUGCCGCAUUACAUCAACGCAGACAACAUGGCGGAAGUGAUCCAACGCAAGUCCUUGCUCGUCGACAGUCACAAUUUGAUCCUUCAAUGGAAGGCAAUACACAACAUGCUGGCGUGACGACCACUACAUCUGCUUUAGGAUCGAUGACACCAAAUCAGCAUACGUCGAACAGUAGAUCCUUACAACCAUCACCUUCGCUUGAUCAUAAUAGAGAUGAAAAUAUGAGGAAUCUGUCUUCCUAUCGUCUACCGCCUUUACGAACUCUAGACCUUGGCCAAUUGACACAUAAAGACGAUGUGCAUAAUGAGCUGGAUUAUACGGUUGAAAGUCUUGGAAGAUGCUUAGAUGUCAUCGGCACAGGUUUGGCCCGUGUUGUCGGACAGUAAAGAAUGAUUUACUUGCCCUCUUUUUUUGUAUCAUAUUUUGCCCGUCUUUCUCUGAAGUGUAUUUUAGCAAUGUUGUAUUAUUCACAUUCUUUCAAGAUCUUAUGUACAUUAGAGAAGCUUUGAUUUGUGGGGAGUGCUAUAUCGUACAUAUGUGAUGAGGAAGAGAAAGAAGAUAGAAACUAAACAUGUUCAACGUUUACGCCCCUUUAUAUGCAUACUUCAUACCGUUGAGACCGACUGCCUCCAUUUCGAAUUUGUCA
Meira miltonrushii is the source of this 3100-nucleotide messenger RNA. Its product is annotated as kinase-like protein. The record is from RefSeq and is a predicted model, not a curated record. The transcript has a single exon. NCBI's taxonomy places the organism in Eukaryota, Fungi, Basidiomycota, Exobasidiomycetes, Exobasidiales, Brachybasidiaceae. Gene Ontology annotation, biological process: protein phosphorylation. Bases 69 to 2840 code for a protein of 923 amino acids. Gene Ontology annotation, molecular function: protein kinase activity; ATP binding.